Messenger RNA from Sphaerodactylus townsendi, 1280 nucleotides. RefSeq names its product unconventional myosin-IXa-like. Gene Ontology annotation, molecular function: microfilament motor activity; GTPase activator activity. The record is from RefSeq and is a predicted model, not a curated record. Gene Ontology annotation, biological process: intracellular signal transduction. NCBI's taxonomy places the organism in Eukaryota, Metazoa, Chordata, Lepidosauria, Squamata, Sphaerodactylidae.
GCUUGCAGGAGAGGAAGGAUGCCAUCCAUGGGGUGUACUCGGUCAUCGGUCAGCUCUCUCGCACCCAUCACCAUACCUUGGAAUGCCUGAUCUUUCACCUAGUCAGGAUCGCUCUGCAGGAGGAGACGAACGGCAUGUCAGCGAGUGCCCUGGCCAUUGUCUUUGCUCCCUGCAUCCUCCGUUGUCCCGACACCACGGACCCUCUCCAGAGUGCCCGAGAUGCCAGUAAGACAAUCAGCUGCGUAGAGUUGGUGAUUGUUGAGCAGAUGAACAAGGACCGAGCUCACUUCAAGGAUAUCAGCAGCCUGGAGUUUACAGAGAACCAAGCCAAGAGCCGGCUGUCGUUGAUCCACAGGUCUAUGGUAGCGGGGGCGAAAAGGCGGCUUCAGCAAGGAACCCACCUGAGCUCUCCAUGGCCGGAUAGGUAUAACCCUCUGUGUCGGAAUGCCCUUGAAGAGGUAGCGAGGAGCAGCGAGGAGACGCUUGAGGGGAUGAACGACGCAGACCAUGGCAAUGGCCUUCCAGCAGAUAAAGAACCUGCAGAUCGAGAAAAAAAAUUCUGGAAGUCCGGGGAGGGGGGGGGGGUUGUGCUUUUUCACCUCAGGGAAGAACUGACGUUCGAGAUGUUGGCUCUGGAGCCACGCGCUCCCGACGAUGAGACUCUGGAGCCUGAGGCCUCUAUCGGCACAGCGGACACCUCUGAGAACUUGAACUUCGAAUCCGAGAGCGCCGUCUGCGACAGAUCAGGUGAGCAGAUGCUUUCUCUCAGCUCCCUGAGACCCCUGAAGGCAGAAUCCACCACCAACCGGUCUCGAAGGCACCUGAGGAAGCAGCGAGACGCUUUGGAUUCCGUGGACGCCUCUGUCGCUUUCCCCUCGCUCUCGCCUUCCUCCUGCUCCUGCUUACCUCACGUCACUAGGAAACGGUUCCAGAUAUGCUUUAAAUCACCUUUCUCCCGGGCCACUCCCUCCGGUGGCGCCACUCUGCUCGAGCGACCCCCGGGGCAUCUGAAGGGUCCAGACGACAGGCCCCAGUUCACCGCCGGGGGGACUUUCAAUCCCGAGAAGGGCCAGCAGAAACUGAAGAAUGUGAAAAACUCUCCCCUGAAAGCCAAAGAGCCUCCCGAAGGGGCUGCUGGGCCGGGCCGCAAGAGGCACCCUGACGCUGCUGGUGGCGGUAGCCCCCAGCAGUUAGGACUCCUCGGGAGCAAUGAGUCCAUGGUGCGAGCUUGUCAGCGACAGCUGAACGAGAACAUCUCACCUGCAGUGUUUCCACUUUGA